This is a messenger RNA of Lepus europaeus (European hare), 310 nucleotides long. RefSeq names its product zinc finger protein 39-like. The transcript is spliced from 4 exons. The record is from RefSeq and is a predicted model, not a curated record. Lineage: Eukaryota; Metazoa; Chordata; Mammalia; Lagomorpha; Leporidae. The coding region runs from base 44 to 310 and encodes 88 amino acids. Gene Ontology annotation, biological process: regulation of DNA-templated transcription.
CCUGUAGAGUUUCUGAUGAGAAAUCACCUGUGUCUAAUUGGAUAUGUUUCUGAAGGUGUUGGUGUCAUUUGAAGACCUGGCUGUGGACUUCACCAAGGAGGAAUGGCAGAACAUGAAUCAUUCUCAGAGGACCCUGUACAGGGAUGUGAUGCUAGAAAUCUAUAGCAUCCUACUGUCCUUGGGGCACUGCAUUAACAAGCCUGAGGUGAUCUUCAAGUUGGAACAAGGAGCAGAACCAUGGAUGGUAGAAAAACCCCUGAACCAGAGCCUUUCAAUUGCCAACAGAAAGGAUGACCAACCAGAAAAGUGA